AAAGAAGCUGCUUCGCUAGCUUUGUAUAAAAGCAGAUGGGCCGCGCGAAAGUGGCAUCAAUCGUUAAUCGGGAACAGCUCGACGAGCAACGGACGAGCCCGAGAGACAGUUAGAAAGAGCGAGCGAAAGAGAGAGCAAUAUUAAGGAGUUAAGCGAAAUGAAGAUCAUUGUUUGUCUACUGGCCACCUUGGGCAUCUGUAAUGCCACCUUUCUAUCGUUCCUGGGCGGCGGCGGCGGCGGCGGUGGUGGUCUUGGCGGUAGCACCAAAACUACCUACGAUAUUAUAGCGACACCAAACGGUGGUGGUGUUGGUGGUGGACAUGGAUAUGGACAUGGCGGCGGCGGCGGCGGCGGUGGAUCUUACAGUCAUGGACAUGCACAUGGUGGUGGCGGCGGUGGAUCGCCACAACUUAUCAAGAUCAUACUGCAGGAUGGUGGACAAGGCUAUGGCGGUGGCGGUGGCGGUGGCGGUGGUGGCGGCUAUGGACAUGGCUAUGCCAGCGGACACGAUCAUGGCGGCAACUAUGGCGAACAGGUGUUCAAGGUGAUUGAGCAUGCGGCGCCAGCGGCGGGCAUUGCCUAUCAUGGCAAUAGCGGGGGCAGCUCCGGCGGCGGCUAUUCCUAUGGUCAGUCGUAUGCCUCCGGUCAUAGCUAUGGAGGUGGCGGCUAUCAGAGCCACCAGUUGAAUGCAAUUCUGCCCCAGAUUAUUCAGCUUGUACUGCAGGAGGAUGCCUUGUACGGCGGUGGUGGCGGCGGUGGCGGCGGCGGCUAUGGCAAUGUGGAUGCCAUCAACGGCCAGCUCAUUGAUACAUUCGGGCAGCGGGGCAAGGCGAUUAUUAUGCGGGCGGAGAAAGCGCAGGGCGCCUUCUUCAAGAGCGGCCAUGUGGUGCAGCGUGGCACACUCAAAGUGAUGCGCGUCCAGGAGAACCAGCAGCAGCAGCAGCAC
Drosophila grimshawi is the source of this 946-nucleotide messenger RNA. Its product is annotated as glycine-rich cell wall structural protein 2. The annotation marks the transcript as partial. The transcript has 2 exons. The record is from RefSeq and is a predicted model, not a curated record. NCBI's taxonomy places the organism in Eukaryota, Metazoa, Arthropoda, Insecta, Diptera, Drosophilidae.